UGUUUUGUAUGCAUAAUAAAGGUAGUGAUUGAUUCUUUAUAAACGAAUUUAAUAUUGCGAAAAUAAUUAUAUGAACAAAAACAAUGGCAGCAAAUAGAGAAGAAAUAUUAGCUGAUUUUCAGGCAUGCACUGGUAUUGAUGAUAUUGCAGUCGCAAUACACCAUUUAGAAGAAACAGAAUGGGAUUUAGUGAGAGCUGUCAAUCGAGUGAUGCCCCAAGCAUCUCAGUCUUUUAAUGAUAUGGAGGUAGUGGAUGAACCUAUAGAAAUUCCAGUUGUUCCUGUUGAAACAGCCACUGAUAUGGUAACAGUAGGUAACAAUGUGGGGCAUCCAUGUGCCAAAAGCAUGCCAUUUCUUGAAAAUGAUGUAGAAAGUCAUUCUUCAACAUCUGCACAGCCCUCAACAUCUUUGUCUAAAGUGGCUAGUUCUCGAACAUUACAGUUUGAUGUGAAAUACUGUGAUAGAGUUAUUUCUUUAAACAUGCCAGAAACAUCAACAAUAGCCGAUUUAAAAAUAAAAUUACACAGGGAAUUAAAAAUUCCACCUUGCCGACAACUGCUUUCUGGAUGGGCUAGAAUUCCUCAAUAUGAGAAAUCACCCUUUUCAGAACUUAUGUUACCGGACAAAAACACUUUAUUCCUUUCAAUUAAAUUAACAGAAGGAGGUCUGGGGGCUGAUGAAGAACCUGAAGUUACAGAACGAUUGAAUGGCACUUACAGAUUAAAAGUAACAGAUGAAACAACAGGGAAAGUGUACUUUUUGAAUUAUAGCGGGACCAAAACAAUACUUGAUGUAAAAACAGGUGUUUAUACCCUGACUGACAUUCAGGUCCGUAAUCAGGUUUGGAGUGGAUGGCCACCUAAUAUAGACGAUCGUACCACUUUAGCACUUUCAGGAAUAAAUUAUCCUGAGCACGAAUUGAAAUUGAGAAGAAGCACGAUAAUAAACCAUGUUCGCGAGAAAAAAUCAAAUAUAAUCGAAAUAGACAGUGACGAUGAUGAAUUUGAAGACGCAUCGGAAACGUUUACAGUCGAUGACGACAUGUUUGUCGACAAUUAUCCAAGUAAACGCGUUGAACCAUUAAUUCCAGAAGAUGUGGAAGAUGAAAUUAUAGGUACCAUAACGUUUUCUGAUCGUUUUACGGCUCGAUACGGACCUGUACAUCCCUCUUUUUACCAAGGUACUCUCGAAGAUGCCCUCAAAGAAGCCUGUCAAAAAUCUGCAAAAGAUCGCAAGAUUCUGGCAGUAUAUCUUCAUCAUGACGCUAGCGUGUUAACAAAUGUGUUCUGUACACAACUGUUGGGUUGCGAGAGUGUCAUUCAGAACCUUGAAACUAAUUUUAUCUUAUGGGCAUGGGACCUGACUUUUGAGAGUAAUCGUACAAAGCUGCAGGAGUCUGUUAGCCGAUGUCUCGGUUCAACGGCUGCCCUAAGUCUAAAGACAAUCCCGGUCGAUAGACUCCCGGCCAUUGUAUUGAUCAUGAAAAUUCGAUCGUCUACAGACGUUUUCAGUGUCAUCCACGGUAAUGUGGGUGUCAACGAAUUGUUGAUUAGUUUAAUAGAAGCUGUUGAAGUAUUUUCCGAGCACCAAAAGGUGGAAAUUAGAGAGGAGGACGAGAGGGCAGCAAGAGAACUUGUUAAAUGGGAACAAGAUCAGGCAUAUAGGGAAAGUCUUGAAGCUGAUAGAGCGAAAGAAGAAGCGAAAAGACUUCAGGAAGAAGCCGAGAAACAGAAAGAAAAACAGGAAGCUCUAGAAAAAGCAGAAGAAGCAGCCAAAAGGGAAGCACAUAGAAAAACUGUCGAGGCCAGUUUACCUUUAGAACCUGCUCAAAAUGAAUCCGACAUAACUAAGAUACGUUUUAGAUUGCCUGGCGGGCAAAAUAUCGAAAGACGUUUUCUGGGAAAUGAUCCUCUUCAGGUUUUGCUGGACUUUUUGUUAGUGAAAGGAUAUCCACAGUCUGAGUACAAAGUUAUUUCAAGCUGGCCCAGGAGAGAUUUAACUGCAUUAGAAAGCGGAAAAACGUUAAAACAAUUGAAGUUGUAUCCCCAAGAAACUGUGAUACUGGAAGAGCGAUAAACAGUAUGGAAAAGUGGAAGUUAGCACAUUCCUGAGUGAAGAUCCAGUGCACUUUUGUAUAUCAAUAAUGCUGUAAUGAUUGUCUCGUUAAUUUAAUAAUAUAAUUUUAUUUAAUCUAA
Messenger RNA from Agrilus planipennis (emerald ash borer), 2194 nucleotides. It is a transcript of the gene casp, whose product is annotated as FAS-associated factor 1. Gene Ontology annotation, cellular component: nucleus; endoplasmic reticulum. The transcript is spliced from 12 exons. NCBI's taxonomy places the organism in Eukaryota, Metazoa, Arthropoda, Insecta, Coleoptera, Buprestidae. The coding region runs from base 84 to 2075 and encodes 663 amino acids. The record is from RefSeq and is a predicted model, not a curated record. Gene Ontology annotation, molecular function: ubiquitin binding.